CUGAAAUAGACCAAUGCGAAGCGGGGUGAACCUGCCGUUGCAGCGAUGGGACGAGCACGGAGAAAUGACAGCUUGUGCAGGAAUUUAGGCUGAACUGCAUCCCACCGCAGGCGGACGGACAGGAUUGCGACUGCCGGCUCGGUCGAACUAUGUGAGAGCUGGAGGUUCUUCGUUCUGAGGCGUUAUGUUUUAUUUAUUUUUAAAUCUAGGUAUGGAUUCUGUGAAACGGGUGCUAAAGUUGACCCGGCGGUGUCCUUUGGAUGUGCUCCGGCUGAAACUCGGCUAAAUUUGAACGGUUGUGGAAAUGCUCCCUCUCUCCCUUUGGGACGGUGACAUUAUUUGCAGCUGUAGGGGAGAAAUAACGGGAGCGGCUGUGAACGGGAUAACGGAAUUACUUCUCUGACCGAAGAACUGUGAACCGCCGAUCACUCUGAAGCUGUCCAGGAUUUCACCAGGCUGAUGACACAGGAGACUUUCCAGUCAAUUGUUUUAUAGGUAGACUUCUUUUUGCAUGUUGUUUUUUGUCGGCAAAACCCCCACAAUUCAUGCAAUUGCACUGCAUGGGCCGUUAAUCCGCACAUAAACACGUUCAGGUUAACGCUCUAAAUUUCACUUUUAGUUGUGAGCAAAGACGUUUUUGCAGAUUAAAUGGAGAUAAGGCUGCUCCAUAAAAUGCGAAAUUCACCUCUGGGCAUCAUUUUCAUUACAAUUCUGGACAUAUAGCUUUAGCUUUUGUUCAAGAUAUAAACGAGUAAUAACAACAAUGAUUACACAAAAGAGAAUUUGACGCCAAUAUGUAACAUUAGUAGUUAUUGUUAAUUAUUUAGCUCAUAAUUACCCGAACCUUUUACGUGCACCUUUCCAAUGGAUGCAUGUUGCCAAAGUUCUUUUGUGAAAAAGCGCAUUUGAGGCAAUGGCUUUUAAGUAGACAGCAUGAGAACAUCUGUGCACGCAUAAAGGAAAGUUUCUGUUUCUGCACUUGUUUGAUGAAGUUGCGUUUACGCACCGGAAAGCAUGUGCUCCAGGCCCGUCUUCCUUUUUUUUGAAAGAAGGUUUGAAUCAAAAAUGUGCACAGAUGCAUGGCUAUUUUUUUUUACGACACAGCCUGCUAUAAAUACAAGCUUUUUAAUCUGGUAAACUUUUUUGGAGAUCAUGAUUUGGAUCCACCUGUGGUGAUUUUCUUGCUGUUUCCAUGCGUAUUUCUUCUUCUCCAGACCUCUGGACGUUGUUGUGGAUUGUGUUGCUAUUUAAUGCAAUGGGCUGUAUCCAGAGUAUCAGGUGUAAGCCCAAGAGUUUCCGAGACAGUAUCACCGUCCUGGAGGUGAACACUUCCAUCGACCCCAACCCCACCAGCAUCGACGAGUCAUCCAGCGUGGUGCUGCGCUACCGGACACCGCACUUCCGAGCGCAUGCUCGAGUCCUAGUGCCGCCAGUAGCCAGUAAAGAGACAUGGACAAUCGGCUGGAUCCAAGCCUGUAAUCACAUGGAGUUUUACAAUACGUAUGGAAACAAAGGGAUGUCGAGUUGGGAGCUCCCCGAUCUCCGCGACGGCAAAAUCCAGGCCAUCAGCGACUCGGAUGGGGUAAACUACCCGUGGUACGGCAACACGACGGAGACCUGCACUGUGGUAGGCCCCACCAAGAAAGACAGCAAGUUCACUGUUAGUAUGAAUGACAAUUUCUACCCCAGCGUGACCUGGGGUGUGCCCGUCAGCGACAGCAACGUGCCUCAGCUUACCAGCAUCCGCCGCGACCAGAGCUUUACGACCUGGCUUGUGGCCAUUAACCAGGCCACCUCAGAGACACUCGUCCUGCAGACAAUCCGCUGGAGGAUGCGGCUUCACAUCCGAGUCGACCCAGAGAAGCCUCUGGGUCACAGGGCCGCUCUGAACGAGCCUGUGGCCCAGGAACAGCCUCAGAUCCUGGGCAAAAAUGAGUCCAUCCUCUCUAACGCCAUGGUCAAGCCCAACGCCAAUGACGCCCAGGUGCUGAUGUGGCGGCCAAAGAUUGGUGACCCUGUGGUGGUCAUCCCACCCAAAUACUGACUUGUUUUACUGACCAGACUGGCCUUGGAUACCUUAACAGUAUCAUCUCUUAUUUUUCUUUUGUUCCUGCUCGUCACCAGCUCUCACUGCUUUAACCCCUCCACUAAUUUUUGCCUCGAUAUUCUUCUCUCUUUUGUUUAAAAAAAGACUGAAUGAGGGAGAGAAACAGGCAAACAAAAACCAGCUUUGAGAAAAAGACCAGCUGUUGCUUUGAGGUGGAAGCUUUUGAAACUCGAGCGAACAAACCACAACCAUUCUACCUUCAACCUGGGUCGGGAUCGCACUGUGCUAAAUGAAGUUUAGCAAAAAUUAAAAACAAGAGGAUUUCUUUGUUUUUUAUUUCAGUUUUAUAUGUUGUGAUUAGGGGUUUGUGAGUGUGGGUUGAAUAUUUACAUGUCCAUGUCUGCGCACAUGAUACAUACAUGGACAUGCACAAACCUUGUGUAUGAAUACCAGUUGUAUUUUUAUUUAUAGACUGGGAGCAUUUUAUUUUGUUUGUUGUUGCAUUGGGUGACAUCCUAGAUUUAAGUACUUUUUUUUUAAACAUUGCGAGACAUUCAAUCCAUGCUGCCUUAAGUUUACAUUGCUUUCUACUGCAAACUUUUUAGCCUUAAACAAAGUGCAAUGCAGUGUUUUGCUCAUUUGUCCCAUCUCUACCAGACAAUUAGUGCUGGCAUAUGUGGAUUUAGGAAAAAUACCAUAGACGAAGACCCUGGUUCCAAGUCUUUUAUGUUCAGUUGCAUUUGCCUGACAAAUGUAUUGUCCCAUGAGUUCAACCAGCAUUAUAGUACACACAGUUAUACAACCCAGCUAACUGGUUGUGUUUCAAGUGCAUUAUGCAACGGAAGAGAUGUUCUGUACCGAAACAGAGAGCACCAGUAAAGCCAACACUGGUCAAUAGCACUCAACACAAUAAUGUGCAAUAGCAAUUUGGACAAAAAGUACUCAAAAGCACACCUCGGCUAACCUCACUUCAUUAACAUUAUUCUAUUUAUAGGCCUUUGUAGCAUUUAACAUCAGAACACAACUCUUCCUUUCUCUGCAUCACUCCAUCUCAGGGCCUCUUUGUCACUUCCUUUCCUUCUCUUGAUUUAUCCAUCCGGUCUGGCCUACUCUUUCUUUCCACAGUGAGUGACUCAUUUUUAGCCAUGCUCACAUUAAACAAUCAAUACUUUGAUCAUUUAGCAGCCACAGACAAGAUAACUAGAGACUUAAAAAAACUAAGAAUGAUAACAGCAGGAUGUCUGACAUGUUGUCAAUCUCGACAAUAGGAAAUAAUUUAACAGUUUAUGUAUAAUUGUUGCCUUCCUUUAAAUCUAUAACUCCCCCUUUCUUUACGUAGUAUUAAGCCUGUCUCUCAUGUUUGUUCCUCAAUCAUCUGUAAUCAUCAUCUACACAAGAGUUCCUCCUCCCACUCCUCCCCCUUCCCUACCCCUUUCUUUCUCUCAAACGUUGUUGAGGCUGAAAAGCAGAGCAGGAGGCAUGCAAGUUUCCUCCUGACUGCUCGGAUAGCAUAUAGAUGACCCACUUCUCUGCCCUGCCAGUUGUAGCCAUCGCCGCAGAUAUGUGGGGCUUGUUUCCCUGUUUUGUCGCUGCCAGCAAAUGUAAGACACAAACACAUGAAUACACAAACAGCUCCGCUCAGCUAAAUACCAAUACAUUAAAAAAAUGUCUGUUUAGGUGUUAAUCUUGAAAAAAAAGGGCUUAAUCUGCAAACUGAAACUCCUAAAAGCAGAAAGAAAAGCUGAAAUUUGCCUCAUGGGAAGCCAAAAUAUAAGUUAAAGGUUAUUUAUGUAAACAUAGUAUUAUACAAUCUGUUAGAGAGCUCUGUAACUUUGCUAUUUAAAUGGCCAAGUUUUUGCUUUCAAAUCAGGCAAAAAUCUUGGAAGCUUGCUGCGCUCACCAAGUUCCUGUGUUUUGCCUUUAACCAAAGAAAUAAUUAGCAUGCAAGUCUAACCAGUUUAUGUUUUUCACAAAGAUUAGUAAGCUGCUGCUAUUUUAGUGUAUAAGUGUCUCCUUACUGUCAACUAUACAAAAUAUCCAUCCAUCAAACUUGGUUCAAGCCACAUUUCUUAAGGAUAUUCUGUCCAUUAAAUAACUACAAAACGGACUGAUUUUAAAAUGUAACUCAGUUCUUUAAAUUUGCGUAAUAUAAAACAUGCUUUUUUAUAAAUGGCAAAAAUUAGAUGACAAGAUCAAUUCAACGCUCAUGGCCGUAUGCUACAUUGGACGCUACAUCCAGCAGUUAGCUUAGCUUGGCAAAAUGGGAAAUAGCUUCGCUGCCAAAAGGUAACACAAUAAAUCUACCAGCACUUCCAAAGCAGACUGAACAGCGCAAUAUCUCACUUGUUUUAUGCGUACAAACCAAAGUGUAAGAAUGACAAAUAUUGGCUUUACAGGGAGUGUUUACUGUUCUACUGUUUAGCUAAGUAAGCCCUCUUCUUUUGUAGCUAGCAUACAGAUACAAAAGUCAUACCAAUCUCCAUCUCGAGCCUUCAACAACAAAGCAAGUAAAAGGUUUAACUGUUUCUAAAUUGAAUGACCACCUACACUUAUGGAGAAUUAGCACCAGAGCACCAUUUGGCUUAAUUUAGCAAUAUUUAGCUGCACCAUAGCUCAAAUGUCAAUUAAUUACAUCUGUUUCCUGCCACCAGCUAAACUGCUUUGUUCACAUUAUAGCUAAGCCCUCACAAGGCUGCAUAUAGACACUUCUGCUCGGCACACUCUAUGGUGUAACCACGAUAGCCUCUGUUGCAGGCUGGAUUCACAGGGCGCCGUUGUGGGGAGAUGAGAACUUUUGGGGGGCUGCUGCUGUCAUAAUUAGAUCUGUCGUGACACACUUCCAUGCCCUAGAUGUACUGAACUGUGCUGAGUCGUGCCAUGCAAUGCACAGGCCAGCUAAAGUCAUGGGUGAGAUUUAAGUGAGGUCGGAUAGCAAGGGUCAGGGUCCAAGUGUUUGUGUGAGGGUCGCACUCAAAGUGUACUACAGACACAGUAGCACGGAUGGAAUUAAUAUGAUGGUGAAAACAAAUUAAAUCCAUUUAGCCAGCUUAAAAUAACAGUGACAUUUACCAAGAGCAAAUUGGAUGUGAACCACAAGGAAUUUUAAUUUGUGGUUUUUGUUUCCAAGGUAGCAGAGGAAGCUGUAGCAAACCGUAGCAUUUGUGUCUGCCUCCCAAUAACCUAAGCGGACAGUGGACAGCACUCUUAAUGGAAUACAUGUUAUAAAAUGUAAACACACAGUGUGUCUCAUGCUCACAACAUGUAUGUGUGUGUGUGUUUGUGUGUGUGUGUUCAUGUGAGCGUGUCUGUUAAAUCCUAUUUGAGGGAUUUAGUCAGGAUGAGGAGUUUCACUGGUGUGCUUCUGCUUUUAAGUCAUGAUGCUUUCUCUCUUUGGCUCUCUCAAACGGACACAGCGCAGGAAAGGUUACGUCCUUGUCAUAAAACAGGGACAGAGCUUGCCCUCUCUCUCACACACACACACAGACAGGCACAAACACCCUGAGGCGAAAGGAGUAGGCCUGGCGUGGUAUCUGAUUGUCACAGCAGUGUCACAUUGGCAGUGAGACUCAUUUAUCAGCCCUGCACGUGGACCGUCUGAACACAUGCUGCAAAGCCAUAUGCACAAACAAGCCUGUUUAGCUAAUAAACAGGAAGUGAUACAUGUAUUUUUUGUGUCUAGUAAGAGUUGGAAAAUAGAAGAACUGAGGUCAUUGAGUGGGUGCCUGUCAACUAUCAACAGCAUUACAUGUCAUAUUGUAGGAUAAGGGUUCUAAUAGUCUUCUGUUUGUGUGUGUGAAUCUGUUGAAGAUGUAUUUCUAAUGUGUAUUUUAUGUAAACAACACAGAAGAACUCCAUAAAUGCUUUACGUGCUUCCUUAACUAAGCCACAGAAUAACAUAUUGUUUGUUUGCUAUACGGAAGGCUAAAGGUGCCAAAAUUGGACAAAGCCAAAACUAUGCAUUAUGACAUCGGUGAACUUUAAAACCUUGUGGCACUUAAUUACAGUCCUGUUUUCAGUUGUUUAUGAAAAUGAUUGGGCAUGUUUGUAUUUCCAGGGAAACAUCACAAAUGUAGCCAUGUGGACGAUUAUUUGCUCAAGUGUUUUCUGCUUGUAGGGCUGUGCCAAGCUCGGCGAUAAAAGCCUCCUCUCCUAAAUGCACACAGUUCUUCUGAAGGCUGCAACCUUUGUUUUAAGUAGCUGUUGAACUGCUACGAGACAUAAGUUAAUCCUAAUCAUCCCUUUAUUUAAACCAAUAAAACAUCCCAGGUUCAAACCAUAGGACCACCUGCCUUUAUUUCCUGACUUUGACUUUUGGUUUCUUCAUCCCAAGAAAAGUUUAUUUUGCUGUCCAAAAGAAAGUCAACACAGUCCCAUGGUUCUAAUACAACCUUAAUGUAGCACAUGUGAUAAUAUGAGCGACUAUGUAUGUUUGUUUUCUGGAAAUACAGCUCUGACGAAGUUAAAGCAGUUUUCGUUCAGCUUUGACUUUUACACCAAUACUUGAAAAUGGGUCAGUUCUGGCAAAUAUUUAAAACUGUGAAAAUGCACAACACUGGGAAAACAAACCCUGAAAAAAUAAUAUAUAAAAAGGUUUUUUUCAUGAAGGAAUAAAAUAUACAAACAUU
This is a messenger RNA of Eleginops maclovinus (Patagonian blennie), 6672 nucleotides long. RefSeq names its product family with sequence similarity 78 member Ab (gene fam78ab). The transcript is spliced from 2 exons. The coding region runs from base 1193 to 2044 and encodes 283 amino acids. The record is from RefSeq and is a predicted model, not a curated record. NCBI's taxonomy places the organism in Eukaryota, Metazoa, Chordata, Actinopteri, Perciformes, Eleginopidae.